AUGUUUCGUGGCCUUCAAGUGGUGCGUGCCUGUGCGAAAAGUGUAGAUGUACAGUGUUAUCGGCACCUUAGCGUAGUUAAAUGUGCUCGGCAGAGGUUUUCAUCGGCGCUAUUAGCGCCACGCGGUUCACGACCAACCGAGCACGUACAACCAACGGCAUCGGACGCACUACCGGCGGCCGACGGUGCGGUACCCGUUUACCGGCCAGAUCGCGAAGAGUUGGGCGCCGAAGACGAACUGUUCAAUAAUCGCCAAAACAUAGCCAACCUGAAGGUGUCGGAGUUGCUGAAAAAUGUACCACGAACCAAAGUGGAGCGCAAGCGUUCCGCGGACGUUCCACACGAACGCACGAAGGAGCCCCAACCGGUUCACAGGAAGACGGCAAUCGAGAAAGAUACGCUCAAGAUUUUGCAACACCGGUACCAGGAUCCGUGCGAGUCAGCGGAGCGGUACGAUAAACAGCUGAAAGUGCCCUACACAAAUCUGCACUCCAACGAUGCCCGCUUCGGGGACCUUAAAAUGCUGAUCAGUUCGAGGAAGCGGCGAGAGCGAGAGAAGAUACUGGUGCUGGAGGGCAGACGCUUGAUACUGGACGGUUGCAGCGCCGGUUUACACCUGGAGGCGGUGGUGGCCAGCGAUUUGAAGCUACUCGCGGAGCUGGGGCUGAAAGGGAACCCGAAAGAUUGUCCCUUCUUUCUCGUUAGUCGGCAAACCAUGAUGGAAUGGUCUUCGCUCACGACGAGCCCCGGAUUAAUCGGUAUUUUUGCAGAGCCACCAAAUCUGGCGGAAGUGGUCGCUCGCAACACCAGCGCCAGUAAGCGUCUUCCGGUGACGGUUGUUUGUGAUAAUAUCCGCGAACCGAACAACCUGGGCAGUGUCAUACGCAGCUGUGCGGCUGUUUCGGCGGAGGAAGUAAUUCUGCUAAAAGGUUGCGCUCACCCGUGGGAUUUGAAGUGUCUGCGCGGCAGCUCGGGGGCCCACUUUCGCAUUCCGAUUCGCGGACCGAUCGAGCUGUACCAGUUGCCGGAGCAGACGCGCCCCGGUUCGAUGUUUGUGAUUGCUGACAAUAAAAAACCCGACGACGGACAGGAAGGUUUUCACUGGGAUCACUACGAUCGCAUCGAUUACGGGUGCGCCGAUCAUGUGGUGCUCUUUAUCGGCGGGGAAACAUACGGUGUUAGUGAUGAUAUCAGAAAGUUCGUCCGUCAACUCACAGCGAUGAGCGACGAUCGGGCCUACGAUCGGAAGGUUGUGGCGCACAUUCCAUUAGCGAAUGGUGUCGAAAGUCUAAACACUGCGUCGGCCCUGAGCGUGUUGCUGUACGAGAUCAGAAGGAAGCUCCAAAGUGGACCGACAGUCAGCGAGCCGGCCAGCGAAACGACCCAAUGAAGUACAUUUGC
Molecule: messenger RNA, 1400 nt
Organism: Anopheles cruzii
Lineage: Eukaryota; Metazoa; Arthropoda; Insecta; Diptera; Culicidae
Product: rRNA methyltransferase 3, mitochondrial
Exons: 3
Coding region: 1-1389 (462 amino acids)
Biological process (GO): RNA processing
Molecular function (GO): RNA binding; RNA methyltransferase activity
Source: RefSeq, a predicted model, not a curated record